This is a messenger RNA of Sclerotinia sclerotiorum 1980 UF-70, 174 nucleotides long. RefSeq lists its product with no specific name. The transcript has 2 exons. Lineage: Eukaryota; Fungi; Ascomycota; Leotiomycetes; Helotiales; Sclerotiniaceae. The record is from RefSeq and is a predicted model, not a curated record. The coding region runs from base 1 to 174 and encodes 57 amino acids.
AUGACUCAUGAGAUGAGCGAGGUGAGAGUCAAGGAAGAAAUGGCUCUCGACGCAACCCAAAUUGGAACAUUUUCAGACGAAACUGCUUCAGACUACAGCAUUCUCAAGUUAACAAUCCUGUCGCUCCAUUCUCUAGCGAGACCUUCUAAUAUCCAUCUCAAUCAGGGACAUUGA